CUUUGCUUCCAAUAACACCUUUCGAGAAAUCAAAAUUUAGGGUUCACCAAGAUGACGACACACUUUUACUACCCGAACAAGGAGCUGCAGGAAGAGCUGACCUGCAUUUCUAAGGCAUUGGUGGCACCGGGAAAAGGCAUUCUGGCUGCGGAUGAGUCGAGUGCAGUGAUGGGCAAGCGAUUCCAGUUGAUUGGGGUGGAGAACACGGAGGAGAAUCGCCGGAUAUAUCGGCAAAUGUUGUUCACCACCGAUCCCAAGAUAUCGGAGAAUAUAUCCGGAGUAAUUUUCUACCACGAAACGUUGCAUCAGCGAACGGAUGAUGGGUUGCCAUUUGUGGAGGCCCUAAGGAAGAAGGGCAUCCUCACGGGAAUCAAGGUGGACAAGCACUUCUCGCCACUUUUCGGCUCCGAGGAUGAGUUCACCACCCAGGGACUGGACGACCUGGCCAAUCGGUGUGCCCAGUACAAAAAGGAGGGUUGCAGCUUCGCCAAGUGGCGAUGUAUCCUGAAGAUCACCAAGAACACUCCAUCGCCGCAGGCCAUUUUGGAAAAUGCUAAUGUGAUGGCCCGCUAUGCGGCCAUCUGCCAGUCGCAGCGCCUAGUGCCCAUCAUCAGUCCCGAGGUCCUGGCCACCGGAGACCAUGACCUCGAUCGCUGCCAGAAGGUCAACGAAAUUCUCCUGGCCGGCGUGUAUAAGGCGCUCAGUGAUCACCACGUCUUCCUCGAGGGAACACUGCUGCAGCCCAGCAUGGUGAUGCCCGGUUUGCAGAGUAAUAAAAACCAUCCACCAUCGGACAUUGGAAUGGCCACGGUUCUCUCCAUCAGGCGAACGGUUCCCCCCGCAGUUAUGGGAGUCCUCUUCUGCAGUGGCGCCCAAUCGGAGGAGGAGGCCUCGGUCAACUUGAAUGCCAUCAACAAUGUCCCACUCUGCAAACCAUGGGCCAUGAGUUUCGCCUUCGAUCGGGCUCUGCAGACCUCUAUUCUCAGGACUUGGGGUGGCAAGAAGGAGCAGAUCAGCCAUGCUCAAAACGAGCUCAUCAAGCGUUGCAAGGCAAACGGUCUGGCCAGCAUUGGAAAAUAUGUAGUGGGCUCUAUGGAGAGCUCAGCGGGAACCGAAAGACUCAUCCAAGAAGCCGUCGAAUUCUAAGGUACAGCUCGGUAUAGCCUAGAAUUUUUGAUUAAUAUCAGGAUAAAAUAAAAUUACAU
Messenger RNA from Drosophila takahashii, 1205 nucleotides. It is a transcript of the gene Ald2, whose product is annotated as Aldolase 2. Gene Ontology annotation, cellular component: cytosol. Lineage: Eukaryota; Metazoa; Arthropoda; Insecta; Diptera; Drosophilidae. The record is from RefSeq and is a predicted model, not a curated record. Gene Ontology annotation, molecular function: fructose-bisphosphate aldolase activity. Gene Ontology annotation, biological process: fructose 1,6-bisphosphate metabolic process; glycolytic process.